AACACACACACACACAAACAUCCACGGAGCUGGCGCGCAGAGCAGUGGCGUCCAUCCUCUCUCAGUGCGACUCCUCCGAGGGAUCAGGAGUAGACUAAGUCAAACUUCCAGCGGCUGAAGAUUUGUGCGCAACCUUUAAAGGAUCCAAGUCGUCAAGUUUGAACAUUGACCAGGGGACGGAAACAUGGGAUCUAGUCUCUGUAGAGCCAAGAGGAGUCUAAUACACUAAAUAAACAGGUGUCUGUGGUGAUGUUGCCAUGCGCCAGCUGCCAUUUACUCUUAAACUUUAUUCAGGACUGAUGUCCAGAUGGUGUGCCCCUCCAUGUGUGGUCCAGUUCAGCGCUCCCUGACCGUGUCAUCGGCCACAAACCAACCCAAGCAUCCACGCCCACUGCCUGAUUCAACCCCACCGUGCACCACCCUUCACCCCUUACCCCUCACCUUCACCCUCAGCCCCCCGCCUCUCUCUGUCUCACUCUCUGCAAAGCCUCUCCUCACAUUUUGACAAUCCUAGCCCUGAUUGAACCCAACAUGGUGGCCUGCAUUCCUAUUCUAAUCUUGGUCAUGAUGUUUCGAGGCGUCUUGCUAUCUGUCGGAGACCCUCCUCAGUCCCGCCGGGAGAUCCGCAUCGAGGGAGAUCUAGUGCUUGGCGGCCUGUUCCCAGUGCAUGAGAAAGGUGCUGGAAUGGAGGAGUGUGGGCGUGUAAAUGAGGACAGAGGGAUCCAGAGGCUGGAGGCCAUGCUGUUUGCCAUUGACAGAAUCAAUAUGGACGACACUUUGUUGCCUGGGGUCUCUCUCGGGGUCCACAUCCUGGACACCUGCUCCAGAGAUACCUAUGCGCUGGAGCAGGCUCUGGAGUUUGUAAGAGCCUCCCUCACCAAGGUGGACGACACAGAGUUCAUCUGUCCAGACGGAUCUUACGCGCUGCAGGAUGACAGCCCGCUCGCAAUCGCUGGAGUCAUAGGUGGAUCCUUCAGCAGCGUCUCCAUACAGGUUGCCAAUCUUCUCAGGCUCUUUCAGAUUCCUCAGAUAAGCUACGCUUCGACCAGUGCGAAGCUCAGUGAUAAGACCCGCUACGAUUACUUUGCCCGCACGGUGCCUCCGGACUUCUACCAGGCCAAAGCAAUGGCCGAGAUCCUCCGGUUCUUCAACUGGACAUACGUGUCCACUGUGGCAUCGGAGGGUGAUUACGGUGAAACUGGUAUAGAGGCCUUCGAACAAGAGGCCCGGAUGAGGAACAUCUGUAUCGCCACUUCAGAGAAGGUGGGGCGGACUAAUGCUAAGAAGUCCUAUGAAGCUGUGAUCCGUCAGCUCCUACAGAAGCCCAAUGCACGUGUGGCCGUCCUUUUUCUGCGCAGCGAUGAUGCCAGAGAGCUGUUGGCCGCUGCUGCCAGGCUUAAUACCUCCUUCAUCUGGGUGGCCAGCGAUGGCUGGGGUGCACAGGAAAGCAUUGUCAAGGGAAAUGAGGUAACUGCUGAAGGAGCCAUCACACUUGAGCUGGCAGCCAAUCCUGUGCCAGAAUUCAACCGCUACUUUCUCAGCCUGAACCCGGUCAAAAAUCACCGGAAUCCCUGGUACAGGGAAUUCUGGGAGCAGCGGUUCCAGUGUUCCUUGGGAGGUGUAGGAGCAGGAGGAGGUGAGGGAGGUAUUGGAUUGGGAGAGACAUCUCUCCCACCGUGUGACAUGGACUUGUCAAUGGACAAGAGUAACUUUGAACCAGAGUCCAAGAUCAUGUUUGUGGUGAACGCGGUGUACGCCAUUGCUCAUGCCCUCCAUUAUAUGCAACGGAGCUUGUGCUUCAACACCACCAAGCUGUGUGACAGCAUGAAGGUAUUGGAUGGGCGCAGACUCUACAGGGAUUACAUCCUUAAUGUCAGCUUCACAGCCCCUUUCUCUCCUCCAGGCAGUGAGACAGUAGUGAAGUUUGAUUCCCAAGGGGAUGGCGUGGGCCGAUACAACAUCUUCAGCUACCAGCGCUCUGCCGAUCGUUACGGUUAUGUGCCAGUAGGUGAUUGGGCAGAAAGUCUAACUCUGAGCAACGAUCUGAUUCACUGGCCCAGAGAAGUGGUGCCCACCUCGCAGUGCAGUGACCCUUGUGAACGCAAUGAGAUGAAGAAAAUGCAGGCAGGUGAGUACUGCUGCUGGAUCUGUACAGCCUGCGAGCCUCAUGAAUACCUGGCUGAUGAGUUCACCUGCUCGCCGUGUGCUCCUGGCCAGUGGCCUACUGAUGACCUGACAGCCUGUUACGACCUUCCUGAAGACUAUAUAAUGUGGGAAGAUGCCUGGGCCAUUGGUCCAAUUACCAUCGCCUGUGUAGGGUUCAUGUGCACCGGUCUGGUGUUCUGGGUGUUUAUCCGACACAACCACACACCGUUGGUAAAAGCUUCAGGCAGAGAGCUAUGUUACAUCCUCCUCUUGGGAGUCUUCAUGUCCUACGCCAUGACUUUCCUCUUCUUGGCCAAACCAUCUCCUGCCAUCUGUGCCCUCCGGCGCCUUGGCCUGGGCACGUCAUUCGCUGUCUGCUACUCCGCCCUGCUCACCAAAACGAACAGAAUCGCCAGGAUUUUUAAUGGCGUGAAAGACGGAGCUGGUGCAGUGAGGCCACGCUUCAUUAGCCCGUCUUCUCAGGUGUUCAUCUGUCUGAGUUUAAUCUCUGUCCAGUUAGUGAUGGUGUCAGUUUGGCUGCUGCUGGAAGUUCCUGGGACACGGCGCUUCACGUUGCCAGAGCGACGACAGACUGUCAUCUUAAAGUGUAACGUACGCGACUCCAGCAUGCUGCUGUCACUGGGAUAUGACGUGCUUCUGGUCAUCCUGUGUACUGUGUAUGCCUUCAAGACCAGGAAGUGCCCCGAGAACUUCAACGAGGCCAAGUUUAUUGGAUUCACCAUGUACACCACCUGUAUAAUUUGGCUGGCCUUUCUUCCCAUCUUCUAUGUUACAUCCAGUGACUACAGGGUUCAGACCACUACCAUGUGUAUCUCAGUCAGUCUUAGUGGCUUUGUGGUCCUGGGCUGUAUGUUUGCUCCCAAGGUCCAUAUCAUCAUGUUCCAGCCCCAGAAGAAUGUGACCAGCCACAGGCUUAACCUCAAUCGCUGCAGUGUCAGUGGGGCUGCCACCACAUACGCAUCUCAUGCCUCUGUCAGCGCCCACCCCGUCCCAACCGUGUGCAACGGGAGAGAAAUUGUCGACUCCACUACUUCCUCUCUGUGACCACACCCAGUCCACUCAUUAAUUCUGCCCCAGCGACUGUUAGCCAACCCAUGAACAUUGUCCCCCUCAACCAUCAUUCCCCACCUCAUUCACACACUAUAUACACUAAAAAAACACAAACAUAUACAUAUGUACACACACACACAAAUACAAGCACAAACAAACAAACAACCUUCCUUGUGGACUAGAACUGUAUUGUUUCAAAAAAUGUAGAAAGUGUGUAACUAUAAGUAAAUUAUUUUCUAGGGAUGUACAUACAUGGAAUCAACAUUGUUGUAAGUAGAGAAACAAAAGAACAAAAAAAGUUUUUAGGAGGAAUUUUUGGAGCCUUUGUUUUUGAUAGCUUUGUUAUGAUGCGGUGUAAAUAGACAAGCGCUUAAUCAUGGUAGGGGGGCGUGUGUCCCUCAGUCUGGAUGCACAUUUGUGGCUCUGCUUGCCUCACCUGCAAUAUCCCACAGACUUUUUAUUCUCUUGCUUUUUUGUAGGCCUCAUUGUAAUAACCAAUUAUGUAUGCAUUUUUAUUGUGUAUCUGUACAUUUGUACAUUAUACUACUGAUGGUUCAAACAGCACAAUGAUGACGGUCUUGUAACCCUAAAAUGAAUGUGGACAUAAGCAUAAACUGGAUGGUAAAGGA
This is a messenger RNA of Etheostoma spectabile (orangethroat darter), 3845 nucleotides long. It is a transcript of the gene grm3, whose product is annotated as glutamate receptor, metabotropic 3. Gene Ontology annotation, cellular component: membrane. The transcript is spliced from 15 exons. The coding region runs from base 532 to 3210 and encodes 892 amino acids. Gene Ontology annotation, biological process: G protein-coupled receptor signaling pathway. Lineage: Eukaryota; Metazoa; Chordata; Actinopteri; Perciformes; Percidae. The record is from RefSeq and is a predicted model, not a curated record. Gene Ontology annotation, molecular function: G protein-coupled receptor activity.